Molecule: messenger RNA, 1467 nt
Organism: Phalacrocorax carbo (great cormorant)
Lineage: Eukaryota; Metazoa; Chordata; Aves; Suliformes; Phalacrocoracidae
Source: RefSeq, a predicted model, not a curated record
GUCUUCCCCUGCUCCUCCCUUCUCCAAAUCGCUGCUGCACGGCACCGGUGUGCGGUGCCGCACGGGCUGGCCGGCCGCCCCGAAACACCCAACACCGGGAGAGCCGCGGCGCCGGGGCUGGCGGAGAUGCCGCUGGAGGACGGGGACCCGGUGAGGUGGAGGGGACAGCAGGUCAACGGCGAGGUCAGCGGUACCCCCUGCGUCAGGGGGACAGGGGACCCCCCGCCCCAGGACAUGCCACCUACCGAUGGCAGCAGGACGGAGACGAUGGCAGAGGGCUGGGAGCCACGUGCAGCACGGGGUGACAGGGAUGUGACCCCUGGGGGGGCCCCACAGCAAGUGGGGCAGGAGCCGGGGCGGCGUGAGGAAGCCCUGAUGGUGGAGCUCUCGGAGCUGGUGCAGAGAGUGGUGAAGAGCAGCAGCUGGUGGGAACGGCAUGGUGUGGACAUCAGCAUCCUCGCCUUCAGCUUCCUCCUGCUGCCGGCAGGGUUCCUGUGCCUGCGGUCAGCCCAGGCCAUCCCUUUCCUGGCGGGCAUCCUCAUCCUCGGCGUGGUGCAUCACACCCUGACUGUGAAGGGCAGCCACCUGGCCAGUCACAAUGCCUUGACUGAGUCCAAGUCCUGGGGCAAAGUGUGGGCCAUCUUCUUCAUUGAGAUCUGCUCAGCUUUCACAGCUGAGCAGGCCACCUUCAACCAUGUGAAGAUCCACCACGGCUACACCAACGUCAUUGGCCUGGGGGACUCCAGCACCUGGAAGCUGCCUUUCCUGAACCGCUACAUCUACAUGUUCAUCGCGCCUCUUGCAGUGCCCAUCAUAACCCCUCUGGUUGCUCUUGAUUUGUUGAGGAAUGUGGAGUGGAAAGCGGCUCUCCGGACCCUCUGCUGCAUGUUUCUGGGUCUUUACUGCCAUUACUGGCUGCUGCUCCAUGUCUCAGGCUUCCAGUCACCGUGGUCAGCCCUGCUCUGCAUGCUGCUCACCCGCUCCCUCCUGGCCCAUCCCUACAUCCACGUCAACAUAUUCCAGCACAUCGGCCUCCCCAUGUUUGCGGCCGAUCGGAAACCCAAGCGGAUCCACCUCAUGAGCCUGGGCGUCCUCAACCUGCCCCGCAACGCCCUGCUCGACUGGUCCUUCGGCCACUCGCUCAUCAGCUGCCAUGUGGAGCAUCAUCUCUUCCCCAGCCUCUCCGACAACAUGUGCCUGAAGAUCAAACCCAUCGUCUCCCAGUACCUGAAGCAGAAGAAGCUGCCAUACAAUGAGGACACCUACACCUCCAGGCUCCGGCUCUUCCUCCGGAGAUACGAGGAGCUGAUGGUCCACACUCCCCCCAUAACAGAGCUCGUGGGCAUCCAGUGAGGACAGGGCCCCAGGGCUCGUGGGGCUGCUUUCUGUGGGACUUGUGGCAGGGGUGGUUUUAGCAGGAUCCGGGCUACACAGACACAUGCUUCCAUAAAGCCAUCGCGUAGGAAA